Lotus japonicus is the source of this 1279-nucleotide messenger RNA. Its product is annotated as bark storage protein A. Gene Ontology annotation, biological process: nucleoside metabolic process. The transcript has 5 exons. Gene Ontology annotation, molecular function: catalytic activity. NCBI's taxonomy places the organism in Eukaryota, Viridiplantae, Streptophyta, Magnoliopsida, Fabales, Fabaceae. The record is from RefSeq and is a predicted model, not a curated record. Bases 60 to 1130 code for a protein of 356 amino acids.
GACACAUGAUAAUUUUCUACGUAUGGCGUAUUUGACCAUUCUUUAAUUACGUGUCAUAAAUGGUCGUUGAUCUUUCAGAACUUGAUACACACAGCAAUUGGAGGAGCAGGAUGGAGUUGCUCAUGAGUUUUCUUGUGAUCAUGGUAUUAUUGGGUGGUAGCAUCAAGGCCUAUGGUGAAAUUUCUCAACUUUCUUGGAGAGAAAUAAGCAAUAUUAAUAGCCAUGGUCCAUAUAUUGGGAUAGUGGUGCCAAAUGCAUUUGAGAUAAACCCUCUUCUUCAAUCACCUAGCUUUGUGAUCAAUAAAAAGUUUCCUUAUGUUGAUUUUGCUGGAAGACGUUUUCGCAUUGGUGAAUUGGAAAAGAAAAAGGUUAUAGUUGUUAUGACCGGAUUGAGCAUGACAAAUGCAGCUCUUUCCACCCAAUUGUUGCUUUCUUUGUUCCAUGUGGAAGGAGUUGCCCACUAUGGAGUUGCAGGAAACGCAAAUCCUAAACUCCAGGUUGGAGAUGUGACUAUACCCCAGUAUUGGGCUCACACAGGACUUUGGGUUUGGCAGAGGCUUGGAGAUGGCCCUGAAGAUGAAUUGCCGUUAGAAGCCAACGGAGAUUACAACAGAAAAAUUGGUUAUCUGAAAUUUUCCGACUACAAUAACCACACAAAACAUGUGGAGAAUCUUCUGAACAAUGUCUGGUAUGAAGCAGAGGAAAUUUUCCCAGUGUAUGGAACUCCUGAAGUUAGACAGCAUGCUUUCUGGGUUCCAGUUGACAAGACUUACUUUAAAAUUGCAAAAAAGCUCAAGAAUGUUGAAUUGGGUGGUUGUGUGAACACAACCUGCUUGCCAAGAAAGCCUAUUGUUGUGAGAGUACAUAGAGGGGUGAGUGCCAAUGUGUUCGUUGACAACAGAGCUUAUAGAGAGUUUUUGAACUCCAAAUUUGAUGUCACCCCAAUUGACAUGGAAAGUGCUGCUGUCGCUUUAGUCUGUCUCCAACAGAAAACACCCUUCAUUGCGUUUAGAUCACUGUCUGAUUUGGCUGGUGGGGGUUCUGCAUUGUCCAAUGAAGCAGAUGUGUUUUCCUCAUUAGCAUCACAAAACGCAGUCGAUGUUCUUAUCAAAUUCAUCUCCCUAUUAUAAGGUCUUAGCUUUGUCUUGCUCAAAGUUAAGCAAGUGAAACUGCAGUGAGAGGGACCAGAGAGGGGAAAUAAUGAGCUACAAAUCCAUAGCUCCUAUGGUUAUGUACUCAUGAUACUUAUGAAUAAAAGCACAACAAAAGUUGUUACGAA